ACCCAACUCCAUUUUUAACUCCGCAUGUCAUUUUGAAGGAAAAAAUGAAUUUUUACAUUGGAGAUGCUCUUAGCAAUUCCAUGAUCGAAUCACUUCCGACGCAUACCUUCUUCCCUCGGUACUGAAACCCGAUUCUCCUCCGUAUUGGCCUCUUCCAAUCGCCAAGUUUCCCCCUUUCUCUUCACCAUGUCUUCCUCUCGCCCCUCUGCUUUUGACGCUCUCAUGUCCAACGCCCGCGCAUCUUCCGCCGCCAAGAAGAAGAAGAAGAACACCCCACCACCACAAGCUUCCACUUCAUCUCCCUCCCCGAUCAAAAGGAAAACCCAAGACCCCGAUUCCGCAAAGGUGGAAGCUUUUUCAGAUUCUGCGAAAAAGUCGAAGUCUUUGACCACCCAGACCGAUGAUGAACUCAAGAGUAAGGUCGUGUUGCUGAAGAGGAAGCCUGGCGACUUCGAUCCCGAGAGAGUGUCGUGGUGGGAGAAAGGGGAGAGAGUUCCGUUUCUGUUUGUCGCGUUGGCUUUUGACUUGGUUUCAGGUGAGAGUGGGAGGAUUGUGAUUACUGAUAUUCUGUGUAAUAUGCUGAGGACUGUUAUUGCCACCACUCCUGAUGAUUUGGUCGCUACGGUUUAUCUCGCUGCCAACGAGAUUGCUCCUGCUCAUGAAGGGGUGGAGUUGGGGAUUGGUGAAGGUUCUAUUGUUAAGACUAUCUCUGAAGCUUUUGGUAGAACUGAAGCGCAUGUUAAGAAUCUUAAUACGGAACUGGGAGACUUGGGGCUUGUAGCAAAAGGAAGCCGUUCGUCUCAGACUAUGAUGUUCAAGCCAGAACCAUUGACUGUUGUCAAAGUUUUCAAUACAUUUCGACAAAUUGCUAAGGAAAGUGGGAAAGAUAGUACAGAAAAGAAGAAGGAUGGAAUGAAGGCACUUCUUGUGGCAGCAACAGAUUGUGAACCUCUUUACUUAACUCGUUUACUUCAGGCAAAAUUGCGGUUAGGGUUCUCAAAUCAGACUGUCUUAGCUGCCUUGGGACAAGCAGCUGUAUAUAAUGAAGAGCACUCAAAGCCACCCAAAAAUACAAAGUCUCCUUUAGAAGAGGCUGCAAAGAUUGUUAAACAAGUAUUUACUGUGCUUCCUGUGUAUGACAUUAUUAUUCCUGCCCUUCUAACUGGUGGUGUGUGGAAUCUUCCUAAAACAUGUAACUUUACACUUGGUGUUCCAAUUGGACCCAUGCUUGCAAAACCAACAAAAGGUGUAGGCGAGAUACUGAAUAAAUUCCAGGACACAGUUUUCACAUGUGAAUACAAAUAUGAUGGAGAACGUGCACAGGUACAUUGUAUGGAAGAUGGUACAUUCGAGAUAUAUAGUCGAAAUGCUGAAAGGAACACUGGGAAGUACCCUGAUGUUGCUCUUGCGUUGUCAAGAUUAAAGAAGCCCUCUGUGAAAUCUUUUAUCCUGGAUUGUGAGGUUGUUGCUUUCGACAGAGAGAAAAAGAAGAUUCUUCCAUUUCAGAUUCUGAGCACUCGAGCCCGUAAAAAUGUGAAUGUCAAUGAUAUCAAAGUUGGCGUGUGCAUCUUUGCUUUUGACAUGUUAUAUCUAAAUGGCCAGCAACUUAUCCAGGAGAAUCUUGAUAUACGCCGAGAGAAGCUAUACGGAUCAUUUGAGGAAGAUCCUGGAUAUUUCCAGUUUACAACUGCUCUAGCAUCCAGCGAUAUCGAUGAAAUACAGAAGUUUCUUGACGCUUCUGUUGACAUUGGGUGUGAAGGGUUAAUCAUUAAAACAUUGAAUUCAGAUGCUACCUAUGAGCCUGCAAAGCGAUCAAAUAAUUGGUUAAAACUGAAGAAAGACUAUAUGGACAGCAUUGGGGACUCUGUGGAUCUUGUACCAAUUGCUGCUUUCCAUGGACGUGGCAAACGCACAGGUUAAAAGCUAUAUUCAAACUACUCUAAAUACUAGGAAUCGUUUGCUUUGUAUAUGAUACUCGUUACUAACUAAUGUUUAUGAGGUUUCUGUAUGUUUCUUGAACCAUGCUGAAUUGUAUGUAGUGGUUUGGUAUUAUAAUUUUUUAUCUCCUAACA
Raphanus sativus (radish) is the source of this 2072-nucleotide messenger RNA. RefSeq names its product DNA ligase 1. Gene Ontology annotation, molecular function: DNA ligase (ATP) activity; DNA binding; ATP binding. Gene Ontology annotation, biological process: DNA recombination; lagging strand elongation; DNA biosynthetic process. The transcript has 11 exons. NCBI's taxonomy places the organism in Eukaryota, Viridiplantae, Streptophyta, Magnoliopsida, Brassicales, Brassicaceae. Gene Ontology annotation, cellular component: nucleus; mitochondrion. The coding region runs from base 187 to 1920 and encodes 577 amino acids. The record is from RefSeq and is a predicted model, not a curated record.